Nerophis ophidion (straightnose pipefish) is the source of this 3329-nucleotide messenger RNA. Its product is annotated as endonuclease 8-like 1. The transcript is spliced from 6 exons. The record is from RefSeq and is a predicted model, not a curated record. Lineage: Eukaryota; Metazoa; Chordata; Actinopteri; Syngnathiformes; Syngnathidae. Bases 2734 to 3240 code for a protein of 168 amino acids.
ACCUUUAGUGAUUUGUAUUCUAUUUUACUUUCAGCACAUGAAAAUAUUUCUACUUCUGACCAUCGAAGAGAAUGGAAAACCAUUUUCCAGAUCAGCCCUCAUACAUCCUCCUGAUGGCCUAACAACUGAAUGACAUGUCGAUGCUGAGUAUGAUCCAUUUCAAUCAUUUGAGGAAGCUCUCCCUGAUAUAGGGGAUUGGAUGUACAAUGACGGACAUACGUUUAAUGAAGGAUUUGAAGAUGGUUUGAGUGAGGAGUGUGCAGAAGAGUCCAAUUUCAAGGACACAACAGACAAACCAAUACAUGACAAUGCAUCAGAAACCAUGGCAGAGUGCCUUCUGAUCAGCAUGGGUUAUGUAAACUGUCCUAAAGUCACAGGUAAGGCCCUAAGCCAUAUGCUCAAAAUGUUCAAGUUGCUUUAUCCCGAUAGUCUGAACACAGACUGCUUAAACAGUGUGCAGAAGUUCCAAAACUUUUUUUUAUCCCACUCUGCAUCAUCGCCUACUAUAUUACAUAAAUCCUCCAAGAAUUGUUUUGGGCCAAUAGAAAGUAAACAAAUAAAAUGCCUGCUUUGUGGUACCAGUGUGUCAGAAGAAAGAUUCUCAUCCUUUUUUUAAAGUAUGUACAGAUUGAUUUCUUGUUUACCACAGCACAUUCAUGUGCCAAAUGGGCCCUCGUUGGUGAAUAUAAACAUGCAGGUUUUUCUUUGCUGCAAGAUAGUGUAACAUAUGAGACAUGCAGUCAUGUUAUUCCCCUAUUGGAAACCUCUGCAGUACAGUAGUAUUCUUGGAUGACAUAUUGGGUAAAGUUGUUUUCCUUGACUUCACAUCUAUGCCUGGCAUAGGGAUUGCAGUUCAUUUCCCCAACACACUUGAAAAGUUUGAAAUAAUGAAGAACUGAACUGGCCUAAGAAGCCACAAAUCAAAUCUUUAAUCAUUGUUAUAAAUGCUCUGAAAAUACACACUGAUGUGAUGUUGCCGUGGAUUCUGUAAAUAUGUACUGUAUAUGGAGUAUCAUUGUUGAUGAUGUUUUUGCAUUGUGUGUAAUAUUUCAGUGGCAAAUAUAUUACAUUUACUUGUUUAAUAAAGCCACUGUCCUUUUUAAUGAAUACAUAGGCCUACUAUGCUACUGUAUUUUAAUAUUAGUCCUUAUGAUGGUGGUUGGAGAGCCAAAUAUCUUCUGAAGUGGUACUUUGUUAAAAGAGUUUGAGAACCACUGCUCUAGAAAGUUCACAAAUGUUAAAAGCUCUUAAAAAGUGUCUUGUGAUCAUAUCAGUAUUGUUUGGGUUCAGUUUUAAAUCUCACAAUUGUAGUCACUGAGUUACUGUACAUGACGUGUGGAUAAGAAAUCAACAAAUUAAGUCCAACUUUAUUUAAAUAAACCAUUUAGAUUACAGACCAUAUAUCCAUAUUGUCUGAAUUCAUUAUUUUCUCCCAAUGUUGGCAUGAGAUCAACUGGAAUAUGAUUGAGGUAUAACUAAAUUGAGCCCAUUAAAAUGCAUUUUUUUAGAAAACGGGUAUAUCUAACAACUCAAAUAGUGAGCAGUGAGAGACAAAACCAAGUAUAUCUCUCACUGAGACAUCAUUGAGACAUAUUGAAACCAAUACUCAUCAAUUGUCUUUUUGCCGAAAUAGAAAAGAGACAUCUGAGAACUCAAACAGUGAGUAGUGAGAAACAAAACCAGGUGUUUCUCUCACUGAGUCAUAAUUGAGAUAUAUUGGAGACCAGCUCAUUCAUCUCUCAUUUUGGUCUUAGUUGAAAUGGGGAAAAGAGAUAACUAUUAGACAACUAUGAGAUCUCUCAUAGUGCUCACUGUGAGCCUUAUUUCUCAGGAGAUACAUUUGAGAAGAAUGAGAAAACUACUUUGGUCUCCAUUAGUGCUCUUUUAUGUCUAGGAGAUAGAUAUAAGACAUACAUGAGAUCUCAUCUUCAAUUUUGCUUUGCUAUGGGAAACAAGAGUUUGAUGAGCAUUCCUCAACUUUUUCGGUCUUUUUUGACACUCGUGCCAGCUUUUUUAAAGCAUGUUGCAGGCAUCAAAUUCCAAAAUGAGCUAAUAUUUGCAAAAAAAAAAGUUUCUCAGAUCCAACAUCAAAUAUCUUGUCUUUGCAGUCUAUUCAAUUGAAUAUAAGUUAAAAAGGAUUUACAAAUCAUUGUAUUCUGUUUUUAUUUACCAUUUACACAACGUGCUACUUCACUGGUUUGGGGUUUUGUACAUGUUGACAGUACAUUGCAGUGUUAUUUUGUUACAGCCGUGCCCACUGUGUGAAGUACUUUUGCAAGACUCCUAGCAAUAAUAUUACACUUCACCAAAGAGCCUGCUGUAAAAGAAAUGACCAUUGAAUGAAGAUACAUACUCAGGUCACCGUGAUCUGAAAAGGAGAGUGAAGAAUGUUUUUGUAUUCCCCAGAUUCUAAUCAUCUUGGAUGAAUAAACAAGCAAUUCCUAAUUUCACUUGGAAAUGUGUUUACUAUAAAAGUGUAGCACUGUUUCCACACAAAAUACCUUCUGUUUUUGAAAAGAUGCCCAUGUGUGUCUUCCAGGUUGAACAUUCCACCCUUUGUGCCUGCCCGGACUGUGCUGGAAGGCCUCGAGUCAGAGGAUGCGUGUGAAGACAAGAAAGCUGUAAAAAAGGAGAUCCAUAGCAAAAAGGUCAAAUAAGUACAAACAAGUAUUUUACCUCGAUUAUUAACAGUUUAUUUUGCCCAAAAAUGUUAAGGGAGCCAAAAAGGACAAAAUGGAAGAGGAGAAUACAGACCUGCUCAGACUUUGCCACACAGUACCGCUGGAGGUGGUGAACUUAGGUGGGAAAGGUUACGAUCCAGAGAAGAAAGACUACUCAGGUUUUGAGGCCUGGUUGCAGUGUUACUAUGUGGAUGGAAUGAAGUCUGUACGCGACCACAAUGGCAGGACUAUGUGGUUCAAAGGCGAUCCAGGUCCUAUGGCUCCUAAAGAAUCAAAGUCUCCAAAGGCCAAAAAGAGAAAAGAUACAGAUGCAGACCAUGAUUACCCCCGCAAGAAAAAGGUGUCCAGGAAACACAACUCUGACAGCACAGUGAAGAAAAAAGCAGUCAAAAAGCCCACAAAAGCAGCAAAGGAAGAAGAAAAUGGACCUCAAGAAGAAGCCACACCCAGAAGAAGAUCAGCAAACACACCUCAGCAAGAACCGAAUCCACGUCAGGCAGGAGGAAAAAGAACAAUACAGAGCCAGCUGCAGGCUUCAAGACACGUAGCGGGAGACUGACAAGACAGAAUGUCAAGUAAAGGACAUCUAUUGGAAAAUACUGUUUUUAUUCCAUGAUACAUAUUUUUAAUAAACAUUCCACACGUUUA